AUGGCGUCGCUCAAUGGUUUGCCGCCGAUUCCGCGGUCGAAGCAGAACUGGGCGCGCGCGAAGCUACCAACGAAUGGCCAAGACAAGGUGGCGCCAGGCUCGGCGCGAAGGCUCACAUCACCGCAGAGCGCUUCUUCAACGCGCCGGAGCCUGAACGUUUCAAUGGCCCACCUCUCAAUCUUGCGCCCAAACAGCUCGACAGCGAGCCUUGUUGACGCCUCGCCACGCAACCAAGGCGACGACGAAAACCAAACGCCGAGCGAGGGCUACUCUGAAGCCUUUGAUCUGCUACUGGACAGCAGUUCCCUCUCACAGUCGUCGGCGCGCGAUGGCCCCGACGUGCAUGAUGAGCUCCAGCGCGUCCAUGCACACAACUCGGCACUGCAAAAUGAAGUUGCGCGGCUUCAAGAGUCGCUCGUCGAACGCAUGCGUGGCAACUCUAAAUUUGUGGGUGGCGGUCAAUUCCGGUCUUCGAUUGCGACGGCAACGAGUCCCAAGCCCUCGUCGGGCUGCUCCAAUUGCUUUACACUUCGCGCGGCAAUCAAGAAACUCAAGACGGACGCCAAGACUUCCAAACCGGUUGUUGACGAUCUCCAAGUCAAGCUCUCGGAAGGUCACGUCCAGCGUCAAGCUCUCGCGGCAGCAAGUGCCAAGAAAGACCUACAACUGUCCGACGCACUGACGCGCCUCGACAGCGCCGAGCGCACGAUAGCAAACCAGCGCGCGCAGCUCGAUCAGCUCGAUGCGGAUCUCCAGAGCUUGCGCGAGCACGCGAUCGCUCCCAGCGCCGACGCGACGGACGAGUUGGUCGGAAAGCUGCAGCAGCAAAUCGAGCUGACGCGGGAGAAACAAAAACUGCUCGACACCUACCACACGCAGCUCGAGUGCGCGCACUCCGAGCUCGCGGCGGCGCGGCAGCAAACAUCGACGCUCGAAACUGCCUUGCAGUCAACGACGCAGCUCUUGAACGCAGCGCGAAGCGCUAUGGACACGCUCCAAGCCCAAGCUUGCGCGUCUGCUGCCCAACAACAGCAGCGCGAGCUUGAUACGCAAGUGCUUCAAGUAGCGCAUGACCAAGUGUUACAGCAGCUGCGCAACGACGUUGAGUCAUGGCAGGCGUCGGCGGCAGCAGCCCAAGCCAACGGCAAGCAGCUCGCCGACGAGAACCAGGUAUUGAACGCACGCGUCGCAGAGCUCGAGCUCGAUCAGCGCAAACGCGUGAGCGCGAUGGAGGAAACGGAUCGCGAGAUGCAACACCUUCAGCUCCUGCGACGAAAAACAUCAAGUGAGCUGGUGGGCUUGAACGGCCGCAUCGACGCGCUACUCGCCGAGCUCAGUGCGGUCAAGGGCGAGCGCGACGCUGCGAUCUCCGAUCACUUUACGCUGCAAACGCGACUCGAGGCCGAACUUGACAUCGCGCGGCGCCAAUUGGAGCAGCUCGAGAAGGCGCUGCUCUCGAAAUCCUGUGACCAUACAUCGCUCGAGGUCAAAGUGCGCGCACUCGAGGACGCGCGGGACGCCCAGUGCUCCCGCGCCGCGGAAAUGCACUCGGAGCUCCGGGACCAACUCGAGAAGCUCGGCGUGGCGCAGAAUCAGGUGCUCAAGCAGCGUGGGCAGGUGCACACACUCCAGACCGAACUCAAAGCCGUCAAGGUCGAGAAUGACGAGUUUGCCGCGCGCUUGGAUGCUCAGCACCAGCUGCACACCAAGGCACUAGAGAAGGCACGUAGCUUUCAUGCCAUGCAGUCGCUCGUACGACUAUGCGUCGUUGCUCCCACCGUGAACGUCCACUUGUCUGGCCAGAUAUUGCCCUGCAAAUCGGUUUUGCCCACGGAUGCGAUUCGGUCCAUUGUGCAAAAGGACAUUUUGCCCGUCUUUUCGUCCAUUUUUCUGCAGCACGACGAAGGCACGAGCCCGGACGGAUCGUCUCUCGACGCGUGGCUGCAGUCGUUGCUCAAGGAAAUGCAAACGUCGAUCGAGAAGCAUCUCAAGAGCGUCUUCCAAUCGUAA
Messenger RNA from Saprolegnia parasitica CBS 223.65, 2010 nucleotides. RefSeq lists its product as hypothetical. Lineage: Eukaryota; Oomycota; Saprolegniomycetes; Saprolegniales; Saprolegniaceae. The transcript is spliced from 7 exons. Bases 1 to 2010 code for a protein of 669 amino acids. The record is from RefSeq and is a predicted model, not a curated record.